UUUUUCUGUUUUCUCUUCUCUUCUCUGCUGCACAAACUCCAUCAUCCAUUUUUUUGUCAAUCCUUUUUGGUUUUUUUUUUCUGCCCAUUUCCGAAUUAAAAACAGUAAAUUUUUAUUAUUGGACGAAAAAUAGAGAGGAAAAAGAGGGCCUCACGCCCUCUUAUUUAAGCUUCCUCUCCAAUCUUUUUAGAUUUCAAUCUCGUUUUUCCUCUUCUCCGUUUUCUUAAAUUUCGGAAUCCAGGAUCGUGGGUCGAUCGGUUCAGAGAAUCCGAUCAAGACCCAGCUCUUCUUUUUCAUCGAUACAUCCUAUUUUCUUCCCAUAAGAAUGGAAAUGGAAUCUUGUAAGCUGUUCAUCGGUGGGAUUUCUUGGGAGACCAGCGAAGAUUGUCUUCGCGAGUAUUUUCAGAGUUUCGGUGAGGUUUUAGAGGCGGUGAUCAUGAAGGAUCGAGCCACUGGUCGUGCUCGUGGCUUUGGUUUCGUUGUCUUCGCUGACCCCAAUGUUGCUGAGAGAGUCGUUUUGCUCAGACACGUUAUUGAUGGUAAAAUUGUUGAGGCGAAGAAGGCAGUUCCAAGAGAUGAUCACUCAGUAUUUAACAAAAGUAACAGCAGCCUCCAGGGAUCACCUGGCCCAGCACACAGCAAAAAGAUCUUUGUGGGAGGCUUGGCUUCAUCGGUGACAGAGGCUGAGUUUAAGAAGUACUUUGCUCAGUUUGGGAUGAUCACGGAUGUUGUGGUGAUGUAUGACCACAGAACUCAGCGACCGAGAGGCUUUGGGUUCAUUUCUUAUGACUCAGAGGAGGCUGUAGACAAAGUGCUGCAGAGGACAUUCCACGAGCUCAACGGCAAGAUGGUGGAGGUCAAACUGGCUGUUCCUAAGGAAAUGGCUCUGAACCCAAUCCGGAACCAAAUGAAUGUAAAUAGCUUUGGCAGUAGUAGAAUCAGUGCAUUGCUGCUGAACGAGUACACCCAAGGAUUCAGCCCGAGUCCAAUCUCCGGUUAUGGAGUCAAACCUGAAGUUAGGUACAGUCCAGCAGUAGGUAAUAGGGGCGGAUUCUCACCGUUUGGACAUGGAUAUGGAAUCGAGCUGAAUUUUGAGCAAGACCAGACUCAGAACUAUGGAGCUGGUUCCAAUGGAGGCUUUGGACGGCCCUUUAGCCCAGGAUAUGCUGCGGGUCUUAGCAGGUACGGUAGCCAGAUUGAGUCGGGAGGAGCUAGUGUGGGGAACGGUUCUGUGCUAAAUGCAGCAACAAAGAACCAUUUAUGGGGAAAUGGUGGUCUAGGUUACAUGUCAAACUCACCGAUAUCUAGAAGUAGCUUCAGUGGAAGCUCUGGAGUGUCUUCACUAGGCAGCAUCGGAGACAACUGGGGAACAGCUGCACGUGCACGUAAUAGCUACCGCAGUGAGGGAGGAGGCGUAGGAUUAGAAGCAAUGAGAGGUGGUCCUUUUGGUGGUUACAGCAGCGGCUCAAGCAGCUUGGAGGCAGACUCUUUGUACAGCGACUCAGCAUGGCUUUCGCUGCCUGCAAAGGCGGAGGAAAGAUUGGGAAUGGGAGCAUUAGACUUCAUGUCUAGAGGACCAGCUGGAUACAUCAAUAGGCAACCAAACGGAGGAAUUGCAGCUUAGAGAAGUGAGAAAAAACUAUUCCAUGGAGAUCAGAUGAUGAUUUGGCUAUUUGCAGAAGAAAGUUUUUAGAAGAGGAAGAAAUUAAAAAUAUAUAUAUUUGUUCAAAAAAAGCUUAAAGCUUUUCUUUACCUUUUUUUUUACUAUUUUGAUUGUUGUUAUAGUUUGUUCUUUCAACCCUUUUUUUCUAAUUUUGGGGUUUUGUUUCUUUUGAUCUUGAAAAGAAAAAAAAUGUAAACCGAGUGAUAUAAAGAGACAAAGAAACAAUGAAGUGUAUUAUGCU
Molecule: messenger RNA, 1904 nt
Organism: Eutrema salsugineum
Lineage: Eukaryota; Viridiplantae; Streptophyta; Magnoliopsida; Brassicales; Brassicaceae
Product: heterogeneous nuclear ribonucleoprotein 1
Exons: 5
Coding region: 326-1624 (432 amino acids)
Molecular function (GO): RNA binding
Source: RefSeq, a predicted model, not a curated record